AUGGCAAAACGCACGCUCGAUGCAUUCUUCAAGCCAUCAACCACCGCUCCAAAACGUGCGAAAACCGACCUCAUCGAAUCUAACACCGCAACCGCAAUCUCAACACCCGAGACAGACAAUAUCCCAGUCGAGGACACCAAACCCCCAAGCCAACACCCAAGUUAUCCAAUUCCAAUAGCUCAACUUCCCUCCCACAUUGAAGUAGGCCUAGGACAUGCAACACCACCCUAUAUCCCCCGCCCAACAGCAAACGAGCUAUUCAAAUUCCUCCGUCGCGAACUUCCCUUCUACCGUGUGCAAUACACAGCACGACGCGGCGACAUGGAAACACAAAUCAACACACCACGAUGGACAACAGUCUUCGGCGUCGAUGAAACAUCGACCUUCAUCCAAGAACAAGACAACGACCCAAACAGCCUCGUUCUACUAGAAACAAAGACCAGAACGCCAACCCCAAAAACAAAAUACCAGUGCACGCCGCGGCCAAUCCCAGCAUGUCUAGACCUCCUACGGAGACAGGUCGAAGCAGCAAACGUAAAUGCAAACGCAAACGCAGAUAAAACCCCCGGCUACAAUUUCUGCCUGGUAAAUUACUAUUCCAGCGGAGACGACAGUAUCGCAUUCCACUCCGACGACGAGCGCUUCCUCGGACCAGAGCCAAAUAUCGCCUCGCUGUCGCUGGGCGGCGAGCGGGAUUUUCUAAUGAAGCCUAAGCCUUCAGUACCAGCAGGGAAUGCAAACCGGACGACGGGUGGAUGCGUGCCUGGGGCUGCACACGCAAUUUCCGGGCCGGGCGGUACUAGUGCGACGCGGGCGAGUUGUACGGUUUCGGGCGGGACGUUGAAAGCCGUCUCUUCUCCUGGGUCUAGGCCUGCUGCUGCGGUGCCACUGCAGCAGAUUAAGAUGAGCCUUGGGUCAGGGGAUAUGGUUGUUAUGCGUGGAACGACGCAGUCGAAUUGGUUGCAUAGUAUUCCUAAGCGGAAGGGGAAGGCCGGGGAGGCGACCAAGGGACGGAUUAACAUUACGUUUCGGCGGGCUGUUGUUCCUAGCGGGACAAAUAAUUAUUAUCAUUAUAAUGUUGGUAGUGGGGGGAUGUACCGGUGGGACGAAGUAGCCAGGAAGAUGGUUCUACAGGAGAAAAAGGCAUAG
Penicillium psychrosexuale is the source of this 1149-nucleotide messenger RNA. RefSeq lists its product as uncharacterized. The transcript has 2 exons. The coding region runs from base 1 to 1149 and encodes 382 amino acids. Lineage: Eukaryota; Fungi; Ascomycota; Eurotiomycetes; Eurotiales; Aspergillaceae. The record is from RefSeq and is a predicted model, not a curated record. Gene Ontology annotation, biological process: DNA repair.